Neoarius graeffei (lesser salmon catfish) is the source of this 3061-nucleotide messenger RNA. It is a transcript of the gene wasf2, whose product is annotated as WASP family member 2. The coding region runs from base 172 to 1635 and encodes 487 amino acids. Gene Ontology annotation, biological process: actin cytoskeleton organization; positive regulation of Arp2/3 complex-mediated actin nucleation. Gene Ontology annotation, cellular component: cytoskeleton. The record is from RefSeq and is a predicted model, not a curated record. NCBI's taxonomy places the organism in Eukaryota, Metazoa, Chordata, Actinopteri, Siluriformes, Ariidae. The transcript is spliced from 9 exons. Gene Ontology annotation, molecular function: Arp2/3 complex binding; protein kinase A regulatory subunit binding; actin binding.
GUCAGUUCUUGUGACGGUAAAUGCGGACAUUUUUUUUUUUUAAUCGACUUGGAAAGUAGCAGCUAAAAGUGAAGUAAUGUUAAGGUUGCUAGGUAGUUAAAAGCCGCAAAGAGUUCGGUAGCGAGGACUAACUGUUUUAUUCUGUGGGAGGAGAGUCACCGAUUUAUCAUCAUGCCUUUGGUGAUGCGGAAUAUCGAGCCGCGGCACCUGUGCCGUGAGACCCUGCCCAAGUCAGUGAGGAGUGAGCUGGAGUGUGUGACCAACGUCACACUGGCGAACAUCAUCCGCCAACUCGGUUCCCUCAGCAGGUUUGCAGAGGAUAUCUUUGGAGAGUUGUUUGUCCAGGCCAGUAUGUUUGCAGAUAGGGUGAAUACCCUUGGUGAAAGAGUGGACAAACUUCAGGUCAAAGUCACCCAGUUGGACCCCAAAGAGGAAGAGGUUUCACUGCAGGCAAUCACCACUCGCAAAGCUUUCCGUUCUAAUCUGAUUCAGGAUCAACAGCUCUUUACUCGGCCUUCCCUGCCUCAGCCGGUGCAGGAGACGUACCAAACCUGCAACAAGCCACCACCACUCAGCAUCCUCAGCGUCUACAGGGAGGAUGGAAAGGAGGCACUUAAAUUCUACACUGACCCAUCCUAUUUCUUUGAUCUAUGGAAAGAGCAGAUGCUACAAGACACCAAAGACAUCAUGAAAGAAAAACGGAAACAUAGGAAAGAAAAGCGAGAAAAUCCCAACCGGAGCAACCUGAACCCUCGCAAGAUCAAAACGCGUAAAGAGGAAUGGGAACGUCGAAAGAUGGGAGAGGAGUUUGUUGUCCCUAAAUCGGACUCUGGUCAUUCUAAGGAUGUGCUCAAUGGCAGCAUUGGGUCAGGUGAUGACAUGGGUACGAUAGACUCUGAGGGACUAGACCAAAGCACUGCUUCCUACAGUUACGAUCCUGGCUCUCCUCUCCCACCUCCGUUGUUGGAUGAUGAAGGUUUCCUGCCACCACCUCCCCCAGAUAUGACGUGUAAUGAUGUGUCAUAUGGAACCUCACCCCAGAGACCAGUUAGCAUUUUAAGCCCUACCCAUCCUCCUCCAGCUCCUCCAUCAAUGGCAACCUCUCCUCCUGGCCGUCCUUCAGUGGCGCCACCUGUCGCCCCACCUCCUCCCCCGCCCAUGGGGAUGACUCCACCCCCACCUCCCUCAGCAUUUGAUUCUCCUCCCUCUCCUACUGCUUUUGCCUCCAUUUCUCCCUCUGUUCCUCCACCACCACCCAUGGCUCCCAGUAUUCCAUCUACACCCCCUCCUCCUGGUGGGGCUGGACCCCCUCCUCCACCUCCACCCCCUCCACCCCCAGGCCCACCACCACCCUCCUUUGUUUCAUCAGCUCCUCCCCCUCCCCCUUCAGGUGGGCUCUCAGCUGCCUCUGCCCCCAAGCCUCAACCUGCCCCCGUCAGCGAUGGCCGCAGCGAUCUCCUGGCAGCUAUUCGCCAAGGCUUUAACCUACGUAAGGUGGAGGAGCAGAGGGAGCAGGAGAAGAGAGACUUCGUGGGCAAUGAUGUGGCAGCUAUCUUGUCUCGCCGUAUCGCUGUGGAGUGCAGUGAUUCUGAGGAUGAUUCCUCAGAGUUUGAUGAUGAUGAGUGGUCUGAAUAAGGCUAUAAUGCAUGUCAUGAGAGAAAUCAUUCCUGUAGACCAAAACUAUGUUUCCCUUUAAUGAGACCAACUACAGUAAAUGCAAAAGCGUGCGUGUGCGCGCGCAUGGUCUCUUCUAACUCCGAGUGAAUUAUUUAGAUGAUCAACCUGCUCCUGUUUCAGAGUGCCUGUUCCUCUGUAAUGUAGCUAUGAAUGAGUAAAUUGAGCUAGAGAGAGGGUUUUUUCCUUCUUUUUUUGCAUCUCCGUAUCAUAUCUGCAAAAGAUCAUUAUUAAUCACCUAAAGCUUUGCUUUGUUCAUACACCAAAGCCAAGUACAAUGCACAAUACAAGGCAGUAAAUUGGACAACUAGUAUUAUCUUUUUGCUCUUAUGGGUACAUUUUUCUCAUGGCAUUGGCUUUUAUUUGGAACACUUUCCCCAGAGUGAAAAGCACAAGGAGCCUAUAAAACUAAAAUGAUUAAAUAUAAAUAAGUUUGUUUCUUUACCAUCCUGUUGCCUUGGGAAUUGAUAUUUUGUCUAAGUGCUUUCAUUGUAUUGGUCCUUUGACCUUUGUGCCAGCUGUGGCAUUAUAGUAUUUUCUGUUCAGUUCCUUCUUCUGUCCUUUAGCUGAUUGUCUUUUUCCUAGACUUGGGCUCCAAACUGUAUGACUGUAUUGUGAUCUUUUUGUAUCCACGUAUGCCAAAGUCACGUAAGCCAAGAGGCUGGAAAAUGUUUAAAUUCAUAUACAGUGGAACGUAUAUUCAUUCGUUCAAAAGUGCCUGUUUUAUGUAAGAUUAAUGCCCAGUGAAGCUUCUCAAUAUCCAAAAAAAUAAUGGACAAGCUAAAGACUGUUGUUUUUAUAAUAUUUCAGUGCUUUUGCAGGCAUUAUCAGUUAUACCAUGGCCACCCUACCUGCCUUUAAACAGUGCUGGCUUUGUUUGUAUAUUUUGCUUCCUUAUAACCCAAUGAAAAGCCAACAUUCCAUUCCUAUCCAUAGAUUUCCAUUGUAACUUGUGGUUACAUUUCUGUGGGCAUUACAUUAUUCUGUUCGUUGCUUUUAAUUCAAUCCUUGACCUGCACUCUAGCCUAUAAAUAAUUACAUAAUAUGCAAAUUAGUGUAAUUCUUUUUUUAUAUGCUGAAAGUAUUGCAUUCCAACAUAUGGCCAUGGUAACAAAUAUCAGGAGCAUUGAUGUCAAACUGUUGGUAAAUAUGUGACUGGACCAUUACUUUAAAGCUAUCCUAAUAUUACAAGUAAAUAAAGAGAGCUGCCAGCCAAUCAAAGACUAAUAUUUUGGCCAUGGUAUGAUUUAGUUUAAGUGCCUAUUCCUUUUUCUGGAAAUUCUGCAAUAUUUUGAAAUCCAAAUUUUUUUUGUGUAUGGUGCGUAUGGAUUAUGAUCGUAAAGCUUUUCUAUUGGUGGGUUAAUUAAAUAAAGACCUUAAAUUACAA